AUGUACGCAGGCUCUGUAUAUUUUGCUUAUCGGCGCGCAGAUGAUGAUGAUGAUGAUGAUAUGUUUAUGGGUAUCUGUAAUCGCUUGCGUGCUGCAACCAAAGGGCAUGCCUUGUCGCUUCAGUGUGGGUAUUUGACCUCGACAACGAGAUUUUUAGUUCAUCGCAAGGCGCAUCAAAACCGAAAAAUUGCGCUAAGCAGUUUAGCCAGCAACCCAGAUGCAGUAUCUCUCAGCGACAUGGAGCUGUGUACAGCACCUCCAGCUCAGAGAUAUACGGUGAUUUCGCUGGUAGAAUUCUGGAAGAUUUCUCGCAUCAAUGGAGGCAUGUACUGCGAAGUCGGUACAACAGGUCGACUUUUAGACGACUGGCCACUGCAAUCCUUAGAAUCAUUAUUUGAUUUCACGGUGAAAGAGGUCGACUAUUCUAGGCCCGGAUUGGGUCCGCUGGUCCGACUGGAGCAUCUACCGUCCUGGGAACCGUUUCAGAGCGAUUACAUUCGCCUGGAACGGGUUACCGUUAUAUUCUGCCAACACCUGACACAUGCGCCUGCUCUCGUCCAAGAAGACGUCUGGUCUCAUUUUGAUCCGAUCAGCCCAAAUCCCAGCCCACCCUGUAAGCAUAUUAAUUACCUUGUCCUCUCUGUGAAGGAGCUUUUCAUGUGCACUGUAUGUGUGCAAAGCCUUCAUGGGACACUGCGCACAGAACCACAGCCAUUUCUUAAUGGCACCGACAUGCCUCCAAGGCAAAGCAUUGGACUUGCGGUAUCAGCAACGGCCCCAAGUCUACAGAUGUUGCGAUUGCAUUUACUUCCGGUUGAGAUCCAGCAGUUAAUCCUUUCCAGGGUAUCUUUGGGCCCAAUCGAGCCAGCUAGACUCGGCUGCAUGCUAUCUUUGGGCUCUCCAUUUCGAUGGCUCGAUGGUGGGCGUCCAAUUCAGCGGCAGGAGGUGCUUACGACAAAACCGACGAAGAUUCCGGUCGAGUCACAUAUCCAGUUUGACGGAGACCAUAGCGGGGUGGCUUACAAGGUCCGUCAGUCAAAUCCCAGAUACUGA
Messenger RNA from Uncinocarpus reesii 1704, 1053 nucleotides. RefSeq lists its product as uncharacterized. The record is from RefSeq and is a predicted model, not a curated record. NCBI's taxonomy places the organism in Eukaryota, Fungi, Ascomycota, Eurotiomycetes, Onygenales, Onygenaceae. Bases 1 to 1053 code for a protein of 350 amino acids. The transcript is spliced from 3 exons.